This is a messenger RNA of Trypanosoma theileri, 1974 nucleotides long. RefSeq lists its product as uncharacterized. Lineage: Eukaryota; Euglenozoa; Kinetoplastea; Trypanosomatida; Trypanosomatidae. The coding region runs from base 1 to 1974 and encodes 657 amino acids. The transcript has a single exon. The record is from RefSeq and is a predicted model, not a curated record.
AUGCAAGGUACAGACAGCCCACCCAGUGACGAGACACUUACCGUAGAGCGGCAGUAUGUAACUCCCUCUCAAUCCUGUGAAUCUGCGAGUGAUACUGGAGAUGAUAUGAUAUUUAAGACUUGUCUAAGCGGGAAAACAGAAGGUACCAGUAUUUCUCCUGGAAGUAGUCUCAGCCAACGUACAACCUCAAGAAAAUUGUAUUUGGACCAAAUAUACAAUCAUGCCCAGCUUCGCGCUAAGAGCACUACAACGGAAAGCGGUAGUGAAAAAAAGGCUCGCCGCAGUGAUGUUCGUGGAUUUCUCGAAACCAUAUAUGGUGGACAACAGACACGUAGACAAAACUCCCAUCAACAACAAAAAGAAAGUAAUGCCCAUCCAACGGAACCAACAGAAAAUGAAACAGCAACGACGGGUAGUACUAGAGGAACACCAGUGCGAAAACGUGGUAUGACAGGUGAUAGAGAUCGUUGGGCGUCUACGCGGCAUGAAGCACUAGAGCAGUUACGCAUAGAGUUAGAGGACCGACUACGUGUAGAUGCGGAUUUCAGGCCUGAACUGCGAAAGAUGGAUAGUAUGGAGUCUGCACCGUUUGCAACAGGGCGUCGCUCACAGGAGCCAGUGGAUUCUUCUCCUGAACAAGCAACUUAUCGUACAAGUACCACAGGAAGAGCAAUAAAAAUAACAACGAAUGAUGAUGAAGAGGAGGAAGAAGAAGAAGGAAGAUUGGUAGAGGAAAUAACACCAUCUCUAUCUCCUGUUAGUGAAGCGAAGAUGUUGCAUGAUCUUACUAUAGAACUUUCUGUUCAUCAUGAUGAUUCAAAGGAUGAAGAAGAUAUGUCAAUGCAGCGUAUGGAAGAAAAAAGAAAAGAUAGACGUCAGUGUUUAGAAGCCAAAUGGCGUGCAAAGGAGCUUAAGGAGUGCACUUUUCAUCCUUGCGUUUCCCCAGUCUCCACGGCAAUAUUUCACAAAAGUUUACAGGAGAAAGGGAAUGUAUUUGAUAGACUCUACCCACAACAUAAUCAUGAAAAAUCACAGCCAGAGGAGAUGGAUUCUCGAGAGGCCCUUGUGCACAGGGAGCUGGAAAUACUUUCAAGAGAAGAAAGAGAAUCGCUACGUAAACGAUGUGGAGCAGUAACAGCUGAAGAGGCAGGUGAUGAAACUUUUGAGUUAUUUUUACAUAAUGUACUGGGUUGUAAUAGUAAGGACCCUUCUGUUUAUAUUCAAAGUGAUUAUGAAUCUCUUUUAGCACGAAAAUUAUAUGAUGAAGGCAGUACGGGGUCUACAGACUCUAUACAUAGAAAAUCUAAUAGAGAACGGGAGGAACGACAAUAUCGUCUUGCUUGUUUUGAUGAAUUUCUUAAUCGUCAAAAUGCACAUUAUUUGAAUCGAAGACGUACUAUACAGGAACUUGAAAGGGCACUAAGACCUUCUUUUAAACCAGAAAUUACUGAAAAUAGUGUUCUAAUUGCAAAAGAAUUACUUUCUCGUAGUUCUAACAAUUCACGUGAAUCUGGAAAUGUUUCGGUACUUGCCUCUGCAGUGAAGAAGCAUCGCUCACCUUAUGUUGAUCCCUGUACAUUUAAACCAGAAAUUACACCUGUUUCGAGUGCUUUGGCUCCUCGAGGUGUGGAAGAUAUGAUGAGGGAUAGUGAAAGGUGGCGUAAAGCGAAAAAGGCCGCACAGGAAAGAGCAUUGAAAGAGGAAAUGCAACACCCAUUUCGUCCUUCGCUAAAUAAUGACCGUAAUGCUCACGUUGAGUCCAUGUUAAAUCCAAAGAAUUAUCCACGAUAUGAACAACUAUUGCGUAAACAAAGGGAACGGAUGAAUCAGUUAAAGAAGGAAAAAGAGGCGAAGAAAGAACUAGAAGAAGUAGAGCAGAAUACAUUUCAUCCAAAGACGACACGUAAACCAGCUUAUGUGUCUCGAAUGGCAUCUAGUUUUGCUCUUGUACGACAACACUACGGAGAGCUCUAG